Trichomycterus rosablanca is the source of this 1005-nucleotide messenger RNA. RefSeq lists its product as uncharacterized. NCBI's taxonomy places the organism in Eukaryota, Metazoa, Chordata, Actinopteri, Siluriformes, Trichomycteridae. Bases 1 to 567 code for a protein of 188 amino acids. The transcript has 4 exons. Gene Ontology annotation, biological process: regulation of apoptotic process. The record is from RefSeq and is a predicted model, not a curated record.
AUGGUACAGCAGAUCUCCGUUUGCCUAAGAGGCUCACGUGUACUUACCGACCAUGAGGUUCAGAUAAUCCGUGCCGAGCCUACAGAAUCCCAGCAGGCCGCACGCCUCCUGCAAACACUCCUGCGCAAGGGCAGCAAGUCAUGCCUGCUCUUUUUCCGAUGCCUGAGUGCAUGUGACCGGUCGCUCUUCCAUACCGUUACUAGAGGUGCAGUGAAAGUAUCCGAUGAAGAUCACCGUCAUGAGAACUGUUCAUUUUCAGGAACAACUGGAAGCAAUCCCUCAAGUAUCAUAAAUAUUCACAAUUCCCUACUGACCAACUGCAUUAUUGGAAGCAACAAUGGCUUCCGCUGUCAACUCUCUAAGCCUGAUGUCACUAGUGGUACAGUGGAGCCUAUGCCAAGGAGUGAUCAGCAGAUGGCAACAUCAGACCCGGCGCAAACCAUUCAGGUGGAAAGCUCAAAAGUAAAGUAUGUCAUUAUUGGGGACAACAACCAUAUGAGCGUUACCUGUGUGGAAUCAGAACCUGAGGAAGAAAUUGAGAGCGAGUUUGAAGAUUUGGAUGGAUGACGGGGAUGAAAUGGAACUUAAGCUGUAACUUAUUAUUUAGAUGAUGGAUUUUUCUAUGGAUUAUAGUGCAUUAAACACACUAUCAUUUGUCAUGAUGGUACAUUAAACUUUACAUUAAAGGCAUUGGAUUAUGCCUUACUUCAGAACCCAGUGAAAACCAGUUAUGGUUAGGAAAGUAUGCACAUUUGUGUGACACAUUUGUAAAGUUUUCUGAUAUGUGAAAGCUGCUGUAUCAUAAGGUGUUAGUGUUGCUACAUUUCUGUUAUUUCUGUUACAAAAUGAAUUCAGACUGUGGUGUGUAUUUUUGAUAGGCCACAGAUCACCUUUGAGCCCUGCUCUUUUAUGCAUGUGGUUUUUUUUUCAUUUCCGUUUUUAUAUGUAUAUUAUAUGUAUAUUUUAAUAUAAAUAUGUGUAUUUAUUAAAUUUUUUACCUAUUUA